AUUGAUGGUCGUCGAUUCAAAUGAAAGAAACAAAAUGAAACAUUUUGUUGUCAUUUUUGUGCUUAUAGCCGGGUUUGCAAUAAUAAACCAGGCACAAGCCAAACAAUUUUCCGAAUGUGAACUUGCACGACUAUUGCAUCGGACCUACCGAUUUGAUAAAUCAAAAACAAAUAAUUUUGUUUGCCUUGCUGCCGCUGAAAGUUCCUUGAACACGCAUAGAACGAAUAAGAACCGCAAUGGAUCUACCGAUUACGGCUUGUUUCAAAUUAACAAUAUGUACUGGUGCACCACUCCGGGAUAUGCCUCUCGCAGCAACGAAUGUAGGACGGCUUGUUCUGAAUUUCUGAAUAACGACAUUUCGAAGGCUGUAGCAUGCGCUAAUAAGGUAUAUGCUCGACAUGGAUAUCUCGCUUGGGAAGGUUGGAAGGCCAAGUGUCGACGUGGAGUUAGGGAUCUGUCCUAUUGCAUGUAAAUUCUUUGAAAAUGGCAAAAAUCCUUUAGAAAAAACCAAUAUCGAUUUAAAACUACAGUAUUGAUAUUAUUUUGACAGAUGUAGCCUAUAAAUAAAGAACAUAUAAAUAGCGAUGGCCAAACAUACAUUAAA
Molecule: messenger RNA, 604 nt
Organism: Sabethes cyaneus
Lineage: Eukaryota; Metazoa; Arthropoda; Insecta; Diptera; Culicidae
Product: lysozyme-like
Exons: 2
Coding region: 5-472 (155 amino acids)
Molecular function (GO): lysozyme activity
Source: RefSeq, a predicted model, not a curated record